AGGCAAAAUUGGUCGAGUCGUCUGGACCAAAAGUUUGUUUCCCGUUAUUUGUCGGCAAUUACAUGAAUACUUUGGCUUGUGAAAUUGCCGCUGUGGACUUGUAGAACCACACAGUGGGGCGACACUCUUUAGUUAGGCGCCUUUCGUGGCGGAAGGCAGUCAUCAUGUUACUUGCAGUGAUCGCUAUUGUGUUAGCGUGCAUCGCAGUUUGGAUUUCUCAUGGUUUUCUGUAUACAGUGGCAGCUUCUGCUCUUUUUGUGGCACUCUACGCCUUAGUGUUCCAUACUAGGUGGUGCUACGUAGCUCUAAAAACUACACCAAGGGAUUUAAGGGCACUGAUAUCUUAUCUGCAAAUACUGUGGACCGCACGGAAGUUUUCCAAUAAGAACUGGACCCUGCCGGAUAUAUUCCAUGAUGUGGUUCAAAAGCACCCAGACAAACCAUGCUUCAUGUUCCAGGAUGAAAUAUGGACUUUCAAAGAGGUUGAAGACUUCAGUCUUCGGAUGUCUGCUGCCAUGAAAGCCCAGGGGAUAAAGAAGGGCGAUGUAGUCGGGCUGCUCGUCAGCAACUGUCCCCAGCUGCCUGCGAUGUGGCUGGGCAACGCCCGCCUCGGAGCCAUCACUCCUCUCAUCAACACCAACCAACGGGGAAAUGCUUUACUGCACUCGGUCAAUGUGGCCAAAUGUGACGUCUUAAUAUUCUCGGAGGAAUAUCACUCUGCUGUUCAAGACAUUUCAAAGGAACUUAACCCUUCAUUGAAGCUGUUCAAGUUUACCCAUCGUCCCCUUCAGCCUUCCAAUCCGAAGCAAGAAGGGGCUGGGGACAGUAUACCAGACUUGACGUAUCUGCUGGAAUCCACGCCACCAGCCCCGUGGACCUUGGCUAACGCUGACGGGUUCCGUGGGAAACUGCUGUAUAUCUACACUUCAGGGACAACCGGCCUUCCUAAAGCUGCAGUGAUAUCCAAUACCAGAUUUGUGUUCAUGGCAACGGGCCUCCACUUCUUACGGCUGAAGAAGUCUGACAGGAUAUAUUGCCCGCUGCCACUAUACCACACGGCUGGAGGGGUCAUCAGUGUAGGCCAAGCCCUCAUCCUUGGCUGCACAGUAGUGAUCAAGGCCAAGUUCUCAGCGUCCCAAUACUUCCCAGACUGUGCCAAGUACAAAGCCACGGCAGGGCACUACAUCGGAGAGAUGUGCCGCUACAUCCUGGCCACGCCUCCGUCUCCCACCGACACGCAGCAUAACGUACGCAUCAUAUACGGGAACGGACUGCGGCCGCAGAUUUGGACAGAAUUCUUAAAAAGAUUCAACGUGAAGCACGUAAUAGAGUUUUACGGGGCUACUGAAGGAAACGCCAAUAUUGCGAACACCGACGGUACCCCUGGAGCGAUCGGGUUUGUGUCCCGGAUCAUCCCAUCCGUGUAUCCCAUCGCCAUCAUCAAAGUGGACCAGGAAACGGGAGAGCCCAUACGCGAUUCUAGAGGUCUAUGUCAGCUAGCUCAGCCAGACGAGCCAGGCGUGUUUAUAGGAAAGAUCUCCCACAACAACCCUUCUAGAGAAUACCUGGGAUAUGUGGACAAAGCCGCCUCGGAGAAGAAGGUCGUUAAAGAUGUGUUUGCGCAUGGAGACCUGGCUUUUAUAUCGGGCGACAUCCUGGUGGCGGACGAGCUGGGCUACCUGUUCUUCCGCGACCGCACGGGCGACACCUUCCGCUGGCGCGGAGAGAACGUCAGCACCACAGAGGUCGAAGCCGCUGUAUCAAGAGUCGCUGAUCAUAGAGACGCGGUUGUCUAUGGAGUGCUGGUGCCAAAUGUGGAAGGUCGCGCGGGCAUGUGUGGUAUCGUCGACGUAGAUGGUUCCUUAGACCUGUCUCAACUGGCGCGUGCGUUGGCCCGCGACCUGCCCGCCUAUGCUCGUCCCGUGUUUCUUCGGGUCAUGACCAGCGUCGACCUUACGGGAACAUUCAAAAUGAAGAAAACAGAUCUGCAGAAGGAAGGAUACGACCCCUCUAAGGUUAAAAAUGAUAAACUUUACUACUUAGACGUCAAACUAGGCAGGUACCUUCCACUCGGCUCCGAUGAAUACGAGAAAAUAAAUAAAGGAGAAAUUAGAAUAUAAAUUAAUAAACAAUAAAGGCCAUUGCUCAAUUAAUGGUGCUCAAUAGCAUGGAAAAAUCUCUCCGAGAUAUUUGAUUGGUUGUAAUAUUUAUGCGUAAUUAAUUUGUUUUAUUUAUUACUUUAAAAUAAAAUUAAUCUAUACUUCUAUACUAAUAUUAUAAAUGCGAAAGUAACUCUGUCUGUCUGUCUCGUUUUCACGCCUAAACCACUGAACUUGGUGAUUUGGCAUAGAGAUAGUUUGAGUCCCGGGAAAGGACAUAGGAUAGUUUUAUCCCGGUUUUUGAAACAGGGACGCGCGCGAUGAAGUUUUUCAGUGACAGACAAAAUUCCACUAGUUUAGAAUAUUAACUGUACUGUUCCACCUGUAUAAUUGAUCAAAUCAACAAGAAAUAUUAUGUUUUCUAGCGAUUAUUAAGACGCGUGAUUUAUAUCGCGUUAAAAGUAAUUGAUCACAACUUUCUUUGAAUCAGUUAAGCAUUUGCCUGCAUUUAAGCCUGUUAAAUGAGCAAUGACCUAAAUAUCAAGUGAUUUCAAGUAAUAAUAUGUUGUGGUGUUGGUAUUUCUGCUACUUGUACAAUUAAUGGUUAAUUACGGUUAUAACUCAACAACUUUAACUCAUUAUGUUCUGACGAUGUAAUAUUAGUUAAUUAGAAUAAAAAGUUUACUGUUAGAAUGUAAUGCUGUCCAAUGCAAUUACUAGGCGAAUUCAUUUUAAGUAUUAUUAAAUAAUAAAUAUAAAACCUUGUUAUUACUGAAAAAAGGUCAACAAUAUUUAGAUCUGUCAACUAUGAAUGUUAUAGCUCACAAAACUUUGUUGUAAAAGUAGUUAUCUAACUUUAUUUACGCAUUUAUAAUUAGACACCAACCUACAAUCAUUUUCUUAAAAUCGCGCUAUUGGUUAAAAUAGGUAAACAAAAUUUGUUGAAGCUAAAAUAAUAAAUAAGUACAUAUUAAUUAAUAUAUUACACUCUUACUCAUUUAACUGGUGUGAAGUAUAUUUUAUAAAGUACAUUAUUAAAUAUAUGAAGAGGAUUGAAUAUUUUGGCAACGCUUAUGGAUGCUUAUUAGCACAAAAUAUAAAGAAAUAUAAAGUUUGUCGACACAGGGAAUAAUUUAACUGUACUUAGUAGAUAGCUUAAAUGGUGUCGGUAAUAAUACUCGAGGAGCUUAAUUAUAAUGUGAAAACAACAAAAACUUGUAUAUGUAUACUACAGUCAGCGUUUUGUUCGUGACACCCUGAGUAGCCAAAAGUUCGCAACACGUCUUUGUUAUGAUUGGAAUAAGGUUGUGUUGUCAACUUUUUAGCCACUUUGGGUGUCACGAACUACUUAUUUGACGCUGACUGUACCACACAGACUGCGGUACUGAGAAGAGCUCGCAGUAAGGCAAAAAAAAAGAAAUAGCGUAUUUUGUGAUUUUAAGUUAUUUUAGGCAAUCGAGGCAUGCUCGUGCUGUGAGAGUUUAGCUAUACUACUUGUCUAGUUGUAUACAAUAUACAUGUUUUUGAAAAAAAAAUAAUACAAAGAUAAAAUUCAAUCCUGAAAAUCAUCUUUCCGCACUGUGCGCCCAGAACUGUUGACUGAUCUGAUGAAAGAAUCUCAGUAGAUGAUGACUGACUACUGCCUCUGCUUUUAUCUCAUGAUACUGUCCGCUGAAAACAAAUAAAUAUGCUAUAAUAUAAAGCAAUCUAUAUUAGGUCUAUUAGAUACGAAAAUGUAAUUUAUUUUCAAUCUAUUUUCACCGUUAUUUAGUAUUUAAAAACAAUUAAGAUCUGUCAAAUGAAACUGUUGUUCUCGUUUACGAAUUUUUAUAUCCCUAGAGAUAGGUCUAAGCAAAUUGUUUAAAUAAAUUAUGUACAUACAAUAAUUAGUUGUAAUCUGAUGUAACUUGUUAUAUUGAAAACUUUAAUUGAUGUAAAAAUCGGGGUUUUGUCUAAAUUAAACUUUAAAAACUGUAGCAUACGUGUUGGUAUCAAAUAAUUCUGUUUAUCUGGACAUCUGUCCUGCCAGGCUAGGAUGCGCGCCGUGAUAUACUUUAUCGACAUCAAAAUGUAUGGCCAAAAAGAUAAAUGGCGUGAUUGAUAACCGCUUAUCGCGACGCGCAUCCUAGGCCUACUGAACUCAUAUUGUUCUAUUAUUCUUCAUAGAGUUAACUUCUUCUUCCUUUUUGGUGGUUCUUCCUUUUUAAAUAUGAAUCAUAUGAGGAGAUGAAACCUAGAGUUUUCGUAUACCAGUAGGCAGGGUCUGAAAUCAAGAGUUCCAAUGUCGAAAAUCUGAAAAAUCCCGAUAUUAAAAACUAAUGAAAAAUAUUGACGCAAAACCCCGUUAAGAAGUUAAUAGCAAUUACUGUCUUAUUUGUUUAUGUAUAAAUAUUGUUUACUUGCCGUAUAUGAAAAUAUUUUAUCAAAUUCACAUGAUAAUGUCCCAAUAACAAUCAUUCCAGUCUUUAACAUUGAGACUGAAAAAUAUCUCUUUUAUGCAUUUCGUGAUGUUAAAAAUGUAUAAUGCCUGAUUAAUUAUAAAUAUAUUUUUAUACAAA
Messenger RNA from Ostrinia nubilalis (European corn borer), 4657 nucleotides. Its product is annotated as long-chain fatty acid transport protein 4-like. Bases 165 to 2120 code for a protein of 651 amino acids. Gene Ontology annotation, cellular component: endoplasmic reticulum. The record is from RefSeq and is a predicted model, not a curated record. Gene Ontology annotation, molecular function: long-chain fatty acid-CoA ligase activity; long-chain fatty acid transmembrane transporter activity. NCBI's taxonomy places the organism in Eukaryota, Metazoa, Arthropoda, Insecta, Lepidoptera, Crambidae. The transcript is spliced from 12 exons. Gene Ontology annotation, biological process: triglyceride homeostasis.